Messenger RNA from Dromiciops gliroides (monito del monte), 468 nucleotides. RefSeq names its product RNA guanine-N7 methyltransferase activating subunit-like. Gene Ontology annotation, biological process: RNA 5'-cap (guanine-N7)-methylation. The record is from RefSeq and is a predicted model, not a curated record. Gene Ontology annotation, molecular function: RNA binding. NCBI's taxonomy places the organism in Eukaryota, Metazoa, Chordata, Mammalia, Microbiotheria, Microbiotheriidae. The transcript has a single exon. Bases 60 to 416 code for a protein of 118 amino acids.
AACAAAAAACCGCCACUAAGUUGUAUAGCAGCCUAAGCCACUGAGGAAAGAUUUCCAGAAUGACUGAUACUCCUGGUGCUGUUCCAAAUUUUGAAGAGAUGUUCGCCAGUAGAUUCACAGAAGAGGAUACAGAGUAUCAAGAAUAUCUGAAACGCCCUGCAGAUUCCCCUCCGAUUGUUGAAGAGUGGAACAGUAGAUCUAGUGGUAAUCAAAGAAACAGAGGCAAUCGGUUGCAAGAUAACAGACACUUUCGAGGAAGGGAUGGCAGGCGGGGUUGGCCAAGUGACAACAGAUCUAAUCAAUGGCAUGGAAGACCCUGGGGUAAUAACUAUCAGCAGCACAGACAAGAACCUUACUACCAUCAUCAGUAUGGACAAUAUGGUUAUAAUCAACGGCCACCUUAUGGCUACUAUUAAUGUUGGCAGCCAUCAAGUAAAACCAAUUACAUUCUCUUGUAACAUGUCAAAA